AUGAAGAGAAAGGAAGAUGAAAUCAAGGAACUCAGAGAAGAAAUGAGCAGUUUCAAAGAAGCCAGAGAAGAAAUGAAUAGGUUAAAAGAAAACUUUUCAAAAGAGACCAACAUGAUCAAAAUUCAUGAAAACAAACAAGAAACAAUUUUGAAGACACAAUCUCUAGAGAGUAGAAAUGCUCUACUGAUGGAAAAAGUUCAAGAAUUAGAGCUCUCUAUGGUGGAAAACAACACGAACAGAAUUGAACGCAAUACAGACAAUCUUCAAGCAGAACGCCUUGGUGAAAAUACUCUUGAUGAAGAAAAUACUGAAGUGAAAUGCCUGAUACCAACACAGAAUAGAUACGAAAUGCUCAGCCAAACAGAAAUGGAGAAACCUGACGCAAGUAGGAUUAGAACCCAACUAACCUCAGAGUCUGAUGAUCUAUCAAAAACUCAACAAACAGAAGUAAAGAAAAAUGAUUCUAAGAGUAAAGGUCAACAAACAACAUAAGACCUUCCAGUCGAGAUUUUAAUGGACUCGCAUGGGAAGGACUUGACCCAAAAUGGAUUUACAAACAUAAAACAUUAAAAAUAACAAAACUUGGGCAGGGAAAGAAAAAUAUCAGGGGAGCAAUUGAACACAUCGAAAACAUAAAAACCCCGAAA
Molecule: messenger RNA, 647 nt
Organism: Saccostrea cuccullata (small rock oyster)
Lineage: Eukaryota; Metazoa; Mollusca; Bivalvia; Ostreida; Ostreidae
Product: probable E3 ubiquitin-protein ligase bre1
Exons: 1
Coding region: 1-492 (163 amino acids)
Source: RefSeq, a predicted model, not a curated record